AUGUAUGUAUGCCUGGAUGGAUGUAAGAAGGGUUUUAAGGCUGGCUGCUGCCCACUGAUCGGACUCGACGGAGCCUUCUUGAAGACUCAGUUUGGGGGACAAAUACUCUCAGCAGUGGCUCACGACGCCAACAACCAUAUAUAUCCAAUUGCGUGGGCAAUUGUUGAUGUUGAGAAUAAAGAGAAUUGGAGGUGGUUUUUGGACAUGCUACUUGAUGACUUGGGUGACUACAUGGCUAACAAAUGGGCUUUUAUGUCAGACAUGCAAAAGGGUUUGGCUUCAGCAGUAAAGGAGCUUAUGCCCAAUGUACACCAUCGAUGUGUCUGGCAUCUAUGGAAGAAUUUUAACAAACAAUGGAAAGAGCAGGAGUACAGAGGACUAUUAUGGGAGUGUGCUAGGGAAACAACUCGCCAUGGUUUUGAUCAGAAGAUGGAUAGGUUAAAGAGACUCAACGAGGGAGCUUGGGCAUAUUUGGAUAAGUGGCCUAAAGAAGCAUGGACUAGGGCAUAUUUCCGACACGAUCAAAAAAUUGAUAACAUUUGUAACAAUGCCUGCGAGGUUUUUAACUCGAGGAUCAAGGAAUACAGAGCUAAGCCUAUAAUCACCUUGUUAGAGGAGGUUCGGAUGUUUGCGAUGCGGUCCAUUGCAAAAAACAAGGUCAAGUUAUCCCACCAUGUUGGUAAGCUCCCACCAAUCCAACAUAGUAGAUUGCAGAAAAUUCGGAAAGAAUCUCAAAAAUGGACACCGAUCUGGAGUGGAGACGAAGAGUAUCAAAGAUUUGAGAUCCACGGUUGGCCUACCAACAUGGCUGUUGACUUGGGAAAGAGCAUAUGCACCUGUAGAUUUUGGCAAAUAACAGGCAUGCCGUGUGUCCAUGCAUGUGCAGCCAUCUCCAAGAUAAAUCGAAAUGCUGAGGAUUUUUGUCAUCAUUGGCUGACCAUGGAAGCUUAUAGAGAUACCUACAAGCACUCUCUCAAUCCAAUACCAGGACAAGAUCUUUAG
Messenger RNA from Arachis ipaensis, 1002 nucleotides. RefSeq lists its product as uncharacterized. The record is from RefSeq and is a predicted model, not a curated record. NCBI's taxonomy places the organism in Eukaryota, Viridiplantae, Streptophyta, Magnoliopsida, Fabales, Fabaceae. Gene Ontology annotation, molecular function: zinc ion binding.